This is a messenger RNA of Gopherus evgoodei (Goodes thornscrub tortoise), 2987 nucleotides long. RefSeq names its product maestro heat like repeat family member 2B (gene MROH2B). The record is from RefSeq and is a predicted model, not a curated record. The annotation marks the transcript as partial. NCBI's taxonomy places the organism in Eukaryota, Metazoa, Chordata, Testudines, Testudinidae. Gene Ontology annotation, cellular component: cytoplasm. The transcript has 28 exons.
UGGAGAAGGUAUUAUGGCAGGACACCGGGGACCUGGAGAGAGGGCUACUGAACAAAACAAUAACCCUAGCCUCAAACCACAUGAGAGAGACUCAGGAAGCAACAAAUGAAGUAAAAGUGGCAGCUAGCAACACGUUAGUGACUCUAGCAUGCUGCUAUUUCAAUCAUGUCAUGUCUGAGCUGCAGUGUCUUCUAGAACCACCGAAGCUGCCUGAAGAAUUUGUUUUAAUUACGUUGGGAAACCUGUCAUCAGCCUAUGCACUUAAGUGUAUCCCUUUUGUGAGAAUAACCCUGAACGCCAUGUUCCACAUGUUGGAGUUAGUCAAUGACAGCCGGAUGAGACAAGCAUUUUGUGGUGUUCUGGAAGAAUGCUCAAGGGCAGUAAAUUUCUAUUUGAGUAACUGGGAAAAGUGCUCAUUCCCCAGAAUGAGUGCAUCACAAUUCUGCUAUCGAUUUCUUCCCUUAUAUUCUCAUGUGACCAGUAACUGGCUGACCUGUGAGGAGCCUGAGCUCAAGCAGGCCAUCAUCAAAGCUCUUGGUCCCAUGAUGAGUCUCCUGCUAGAUGAAGAUGAGUAUCGGGAUCAGAUAUUUGAACCGAUCCAAUGGCUCCUUGAGCAAUAUAAGGAGGACACUCAUGUUUUUCACAUCACCAAGAGUCUGAGCCAGCUCUUGGAGGUCUCUGGUGAAUAUAAGAUCCCUCUCCCUAAGAGGACAUUUCAAGCCAUCUGCAGUGCUCUGCACAACCAGAUCUGUUCUCAAGCUGAGCCGCUCAGCCUGGAACAUCACCCAGAGCUGGUCUAUUGUAUAGUUCAGCUAGCCCGUUCUUCUCCGGAGGAUCUGAUAGCCUUUCUGCGCUCGCAGCUGAAGGUUGAGAAUGAGGCUGUUCGUGUGGCAUCUCUGAAUCUGCUCAGAGCUAUUGUUGGUGCUGACUUGCCCGAGACAAGACUGAAAAAGUUUCUGAUUGUGAAGGCAGUGAAAUCCACUCUGGGUGAUCAGAAUGCUACGGUGAGGACGGCAGUUCUUCAUUUCAUCCGGAGGCUGCUCAGCUCAGAAAGUGUGGAGAAUUGUGCAGCGUGGGAGAUGGUAGCACAUGUUUUCAGGGAGUUCAGUGUAUCCACCAGCAAACUGGCUAUUCAGGAAGAAAACACUAUCCAAAGCCUGUGCAUUGACAUCCUGCAAUGUCUGGACACCUCAGUCAGUGGAAUGACCCAAGUGCUAUGGCCAAGGCUUCUAGAAUAUGUGGUGCCAGCUCAGUACACUGGUACUUUGAAGCCUCUCUGCAGAUGCCUUAGGGAACUGGUUGAGAAAAAGCAGCAGGAAGGAGAAGAAGCUGCUUGCCUCGACUACGGUGGACCAGUGAAACUCCCUACACCCCAGGGGCUGCUGGCACGACUCCUGGUAGUAGCCUCAUCUCCUUAUGCAGGAGAAGGACACGGAUGUGCUGCCUUGCAGUUACUACAGGCCCUGCACCAAAAUAUCCAUGCAGCAGUGGGUGAGAUGUGGGUAGUAAAGAUCCCAUCUCUGGUGCAGUACAUUGAAGGAAACACAGAGAAUUCCCUGGACUGUGUGCGGUGGGAGCACAUGCUGCUUCAGUUCCUAAGAACAUCUCUGGAGAUGAUAGACGACAGUGCCUGGAGCAGGCAGAUAAGCCUUGAGUUGAGCCAGCAGAUGGCCAGCUAUACCAGCCCCUCCCAUGAGAAGAGUUUCCUGUAUAAGGCCUUAGGAACGUCCUUAGCAGUUUGUCAGGACCUGGUCCACGUUAAAUCACAGCUUCUUAAAUUUUUGACAAGAACAGAUUAUAUGGAAGUCCCUGAGAGACAGGGAGUCAUUUCCAUUCUCGCAUUGUCUGCUGAGAGCCACUUGGACCUCACCCUGAACGCACUUCAGGAGUUUGGGGCUGCAAUGAGCAAGGUUAAGAUUUCUGGGUUCAUCAGCCGCCUGAAGGACUACCACCAUGGGAAAAGAGGCAAGACUCGCAGCACCCUGAUGCUGACCUACAGCAGUGUGGCUGUCCAUGCUCCAAAAGACCAGCUUCUCUCCCGAGUAGAGGCAGACAUCACAGGGAACAUCCUUCUGUAUUACAGAGCCAGUUGUCAGGUGCUGGGCAUCACUGUUGCGAACAAGGACAUGUACCUAAAAUUAACCCUCAUCCACAAUGUCAUGGAGAUUAGCUGUGCCAUCUUGGAGACCAGAGACUCCCAGGAGUUUGAAUUCUCUUACAAACUGGAGCUCCUUGGCUACAUGCUGGACUUCAUUAAAAAGGAACCACUGGAUUCCCUGGCAUCUCCAGUUCGCUACAAGGCAAUUCUUGCCAUUGGACAUCUGAGCAAACUGAAACCAUCUCUGACCUUGGAGGAAAAUUGUGAGCUCCUUGAUGAGUGCUUCAAAAGUUUAUUUCCCCUUCCUCCCUUGGAGAUGAUGAAAAAGGAAGGCGAGACAGCAAAGAAUGCUCUGCUUAUACAAUCACUCUACGUGAGGUCCUUCGAAGCCCUUGGCAAACUAACGGAGACUUUGCUGGAGGGAGAACCAACCUCAGACUGGUUCCAGGAAAUGUUUGAACUCCUAGCGACAUGGUUCAGUUCAGGGAAGGAGUGGGAGAGAGAAAGGGCCUUGCAGGCCAGCACCCAGCUGCUGACUGCCUAUCAAGAGACAGUUCAUAGCACAACUCAGGAAACUUUUAAUCAGUUUGGAUCUGUGAUUGGACAAAUAGCACCAUACAGCUGUGAUUCACUGGCCACGUCCCGUCAGUGGGUGGUUGACUGUAUCAGCUGCCUUCUCAGUAUGCAAGGCCAGCCCAUGAACCUCGGGUCAGUGGAGGAGGAGCUGAGCUGUCUCCGUGAAGAACUAACAACAGCUCCAGACCCUGAGGCUCUGUUUCAGGCAUCUUCCAAAAUGGCCAGGGUUGUUAGUGAGUACUUCCCUUCCGAACAGGCUGCAGACUUUAUUGAGGCCGCAAUGGAUAGUAUGCUGUCUGCUAACCCCACCUGU